Vitis riparia (riverbank grape) is the source of this 1535-nucleotide messenger RNA. Its product is annotated as reticulon-like protein B17. The record is from RefSeq and is a predicted model, not a curated record. Bases 66 to 1358 code for a protein of 430 amino acids. Lineage: Eukaryota; Viridiplantae; Streptophyta; Magnoliopsida; Vitales; Vitaceae. The transcript is spliced from 8 exons.
CAGAUCUUCCAAAACCCUCCUCAGUCUUCACUCACUCAAUCAAUACACAAAGUUCAAGCUCAACCAUGGACUCUCCACCUCUCUCUCACCAAUCUGAGCCUCGAUCUGGGACUAAAUCAGCCUCCCGCCUCACUCGGACUGGGGAAAUCGAUCAAGGAGGCCAAGAAAGGCCUAAAAUCUCUCUCGAUCUCAGCACACUGUCACCAAGUAAAACUCUGUCUCCUUCUAAUCCUCUUCCUCUCCACGAACUCUUACUUCUUUCGCCUUCGCCGCUUCGAAGAUCGAGAACCCGGCUCACUGAAAGGAUAGACAUGGGGGAAGAGCCUCUAGAGGCCACUGGAUCUCGAAGGCGGUGCAAGAGCAGAAUUAGCCAGAUGGGGGUAUUGGGGUGUGCUUCUCCAAGGAAUGCCCGAAGGCCUCGGAGGAGGGUGGAGCAAGAUGUGAGAGAAGACAAGGAUUUUGGUAUGGCGGAGGAGAUGGGAAAGUUGAGGAAAAGGCGGCAUAGCGGGCGGUCGAGGAAGGAGAAGUUGAGUUUGGUUCCCUCUGUUCCUUCUUCAAGUUCAUCUCCAAAAGCCAAUGAAGAUGACCUCAGUAACCUACACAGAAUCGGGCAGCUAGUCACUGAUUUGAUAAUGUGGAAAGAUGCUUCCAAAUCAACCUUUUGGUUCGGUUUUGGCUCUGUUUGCUUCCUCUCCUCCUGUUUUACCAGAGGAAUAAGCUUUAGUAUUUUCUCGGCAAUCUCCCAGCUGGGACUUUUAUUUCUCGGUUUGUCGUUCUUCUCAAACUCACUGUACCAAAGGGAUAAUGUUGAAAAGAGACGCGAGUUUAAGCUCAAGGAAGACGACAUUUUGCGAGUGGCCAGAGCUAUACUUCCAGCUACAAAUCUUGCCAUUUCAAAGACAAUACAACUUUUUUCAGGGGAACCAUCCAUGACCCUCAAGGUUGCCCCAUUCUUCCUUGUGGGAGCUGAGUAUGGCCAUCUUCUAACAGUAAGGAGACUCUGUGCACUCGGGUUUUUCAUCAGCUUCACCAUCCCAAAGCUUUACUCUUGCUACUCUGCUCAGAUAAACACGCGAGUUGAGUACUUGAAAGGGUGGGUGGUGGAAGCAUGGGGAGCCUGCUCUCACAAGAAGAUAGUUGCAGCAUCAGCAGUCACAGUAUUUUGGAAUCUAUCUGCUAUCAAAACACGGAUUUUUGCAGCAUUUAUAUCUCUGGUAAUACUCCGAUAUCAUCGGCAGCAAUCAGAAGCAAACAUGGAAGAAAGGGAAGCAGAAGGAGAGGAAAAAGAGCAGCAGCAGCAGCCACAACUCACAAUGGUUGUGGGAGGAGGAGGAGGAGGAGGAGGAUCCCAGAAGUAGAGUAGCAGUUUGAUUUCUCCCAUUCUGAAUCCCAUUUUAUUUGUUUACUUUUCUGCUGAGUGGAUGAGUCUCUCUCCAUAUAUAGCACUAACAGCUGAUGGAAAACAUGUAGUGGAAGAUGUGAUCACAGCUUACUUGUAUAAAUAAAAAUGCCUCUGCCUUUUUUGCCUAUUUAAA